AUGGUUCUGUGAAGGAAAAGAACUCCAGAAUUCCCCUGACAUUCAGAUCCGUUCUGAAAGUGGAGGACUCCAUUCACUAAUUAUAGCAGAAGCCUUUGAAGACGACACUGGACGCUAUACUUGUCUGGCCUCUAAUUUCAUUGGUUCAGAUAGUACAUCAGCUGAAAUAUUCAUUGAAGGUGCCAGUUCUACAGAUUCAGAGGGUGAAAGUUUAAUUUUCAAAUCAAAAUCUGGAGCUAUGCCACAGGCCCAAAAGAAAACCACCUCUGUUUCCCUGACAAUAGGAUCUUCUACACCAAAAUCUGGAAUCACCACAGCUGUAAUUCAACCUAUCUCUGUGCCCAGUCAGCAGAUUCAAAGUCCUACUUCAUACCUGUACCGUCUGGAUGGACCCAAGCCUAUCUAUUCUACACCAAUUUUUACAAAGGAGCUACAGAACUCCACAGCAUCUGAGGGACAAGUUGUGGUAUUGGAAUGCAGGGUCAGAGGACCCCCUCCCAUUCAUGUUAAGUGGUUUCGACAGGGCAUUGAAAUUCAAGAUUCUCCAGACUUCAGAAUUCUCCAAAAAAAAGAGAUAUGCACCCUUGUAAUUGCAGAAACUUUUCCUGAAGAUUCAGGAAUUUUCACAUGCACAGCAACAAAUGAACAUGGUUCAGUAACAAGCAGUGCACAACUCACUGUCUGCUCAGCCAACUCGGAAAGCUCUAGUCAUGAAUCACUGACAAGAGAAUCCAACAAUGAUGAUUUCCUUCAUUUCUCACCACUUCCUCCAGUUGAAAUUAGCUCUCUUGAGUUUCCUUCUAAGAAACAUACAGAGACCCACCAAGCAAACAACACUGAGUUGAGAUCUGGUGUGACAGACCUUCAACUACAACUCAACUCAUCCGAGGAAAAAACAAAUGGCAUCCAUCCUGUUCAUGGAGUAAAUGGAAUGCUUAGCAGCAAGCCAAAUGGUGAUAAAUCCAUCCCACCUCCAGCUGUCUUGCUUUCACCCACAAAGGAGCCACCACCUGUGCUUGCCAAACCAAAGCU
Molecule: messenger RNA, 1032 nt
Organism: Acanthisitta chloris (rifleman)
Lineage: Eukaryota; Metazoa; Chordata; Aves; Passeriformes; Acanthisittidae
Product: palladin-like
Exons: 7
Source: RefSeq, a predicted model, not a curated record